Messenger RNA from Fimicolochytrium jonesii, 681 nucleotides. RefSeq lists its product as uncharacterized. The transcript is spliced from 6 exons. NCBI's taxonomy places the organism in Eukaryota, Fungi, Chytridiomycota, Chytridiomycetes, Spizellomycetales, Powellomycetaceae. The record is from RefSeq and is a predicted model, not a curated record. The coding region runs from base 1 to 681 and encodes 226 amino acids.
AUGUUCUUCAAAUCAUUGCAACAACAUCUCCGAUGGGUGCAAACUCAGCGUGUCCUGGGAGAUCAGAUAGGGGACCCUCUGACCCUGACGAAUGGAAUUUUGAAGCCUUCGGAGGACGCGCGCGGGUGGGGAUUGAAAUUGGGUUUUGAUGGCGUGGCACCCACGAGGGCCCGUAUGAACUACCCACCUAGCAACCUUGUGCAUAUCCUGGGACCCUGGGACCCUGUUGCUGAUUCUAUGGGUUCUGAACCAGCUAUGCGUCAGAGGACGGUUAUUUUCCCCCGUUCCGACAAAGAUAUCUCUGGAUGUCACCGACUCCGAAGGACUAGAACGAAUGAAAUGAUUAUCGAACGGCUGCAGAUGUGGUGCGGUGUGGGCCCGCCGACUUCCUCCGUACGAGCGCAAUUGGACAUCCAACGCACGAUAAGCAUAGCCGUCUAUAUUCCAUCCACCGUGCACUGGCUCCUGUACGUUGAUCGUGGCACCGACGUCUCCGGUUGGAAUUCAACUCCGCCACACCUCCGACGAGAAGAUUGCAUCGCGAUUUGUCUCCCCCAGAACAUUAGUUGGUCCACGGCCAACAUUAACCAAGGAAGCUCCCAACACUCCUUUCGCGCUGAGGGUGGGUCGACCAGAGCCGGAACCUCCCGAAAAUUGUACGAAGAGCUAAAAGUCCGAUAG